AUGUCGAACUUCUACUUGGAAUCUGUCCCUCCUUCCAUCCUCCAUAAGAUUCUCUCAAAGGUAGCAACAAACCACAUCCGGGACUUCGGUAGUGCUAGAAUUGCUUUCUCCGGGUUCAAUCAAAUAGGCAGAGACGACUACUUCUACCAAUCUGCUAAUCUCUUUGGCUUUAAUGAUUGGAUUGAAGAGGUUAAUGCUGUAAGAACAUUCCGACUUAGGUGCUACCAAGCCGGUAAUCCAGAGGCCAUCUACCUACGAGGUAUGCAUGAGUUCUUUCAACUUCAUUUACUUGAUGAAGGAAUAGAGAAAAUCCGUCUUGCUGCUGAGAGAGGAUUGGAGUUGGCCAAGUUUGUAGAUGGAAUGCUGAACUUAGCGUUUAGUGUAGAUGAUGGAGGGUUGUUUCACAAUUAUCCUAACUUUAGUCGUGAGUUUGUUCAUCGGAUGAAUUGCAUGAUCCGGACUGUUCUACCCUCAGGCCAUUGGGGUUACGAGAAACCUCAAGAGUUUAUGUCACUACUUGAAAGAAUAAAGAAUCUCAUCUUCUCAAAUGAUUGCCGCUGCUCCUCCGCAAUAGAAGAACCGGUGUUGUGGUGCGAUCGUUGUUUCUGGCAAUGUGAAGUUUGGGACUUCUGCAAUGAAAUUCACUUGACAGCUGCCAACUGGCCAAUUGAAGAUUAG
Molecule: messenger RNA, 678 nt
Organism: Raphanus sativus (radish)
Lineage: Eukaryota; Viridiplantae; Streptophyta; Magnoliopsida; Brassicales; Brassicaceae
Product: putative F-box protein At1g67623
Exons: 1
Coding region: 1-678 (225 amino acids)
Source: RefSeq, a predicted model, not a curated record